Molecule: messenger RNA, 1096 nt
Organism: Diachasmimorpha longicaudata
Lineage: Eukaryota; Metazoa; Arthropoda; Insecta; Hymenoptera; Braconidae
Product: probable rRNA-processing protein EBP2 homolog
Exons: 3
Coding region: 59-1045 (328 amino acids)
Biological process (GO): rRNA processing; ribosomal large subunit biogenesis
Cellular component (GO): preribosome, large subunit precursor; nucleolus; nuclear periphery
Source: RefSeq, a predicted model, not a curated record
GUCUGUGGGGCUGGGGUAAGAUCAGUGAAGUUCGUUAAAGUGUAAACACUUGUUAAUAAUGAAAGUGAGGAAAGAGAAGGUUAAGGGGAAGAAGAAGAUCAUUCCAGAGUCGGAUUCUGAUUAUGGAUCAUCAGACGAAGAGUUGCAGGAGGCCUUUGCCAAGGGCCUGUUGAAGCCGGGGCUGAACACGAUUAUCGAAGAGGAGAAGAAGAGCAGAAAGAACAAUGUUGCCCAGCUGAAGAGGAAAACCGAAGAAAUGAAGCUGAAGCUACCGUGGCUGGAGCGAUUAGACAUCGUGAAUCCCCCAGCUCCCCUGGCCCCGGAGCUAGCACUCCAGAUGCAGGAGACGGAGGAUCGUCGACAGCGUCUGUCAAAGGGGAACAAGAAGCUGCCCCAGUACAAACCAGGCGAGGACCCACUCGUCAACGACUUCAAGCGGGAGACGAUGUUUCAUCGUCAGGCUCAGGCAGCUGUCGUUGAUGGCCUCGCAAGGGUUAAAAAAAUGGGAAUCCCCACCAUUCGCCCCGAAGACUAUUUCGCUGAGAUGGUGAAGACUGACGAGCACAUGCACAAGAUCCGGGAGAACCUGGCGAGGAAGCAACAGGCGACUCAGAGGUCCGAGAAGGUGAGGCAGUUGAGGCAGCAGAGAAAGGUCGGGAAGCAGAUGCAGAUUGAGGCGACUUUGAAGAAACACGCGGAGAAGAGGAAAAUGUUAGAUGAGGUGAAGAAGUACAGGAAAGGAGUCAGAAAGGAUUUGGAUUUCCUCGAUGACAAAAAGAAGCCUGGGAACAGAGGAAAAGGGGACAGGCCUGGGCCUAAGGGGAGGAGGGCAGUCGAGAAGGCGAGGAUGAAGAAUUCAAAGUUUGGAUUUGGAGGAAAGAAGAGAGGAAGCAAGAUGAAUACCAAGGAGAGUGCUGCUGAUGUUUCUGAUUGGAAGAAACCCAGCAAGUUCCCGACCAAAGGAGGAAAGGUCAAGAAGAUGGCGAAGAAAGCCACCAGGCCGGGAAAAAAUAAGAGGGUCAGCAUGAAGGCGAGGAGAAAGUAACUUUAAGUGAUUGAGUUUUUUUUUUUGUAAAAUAAAUUAGUUUUAAGUCGA